Molecule: messenger RNA, 5274 nt
Organism: Homo sapiens (human)
Lineage: Eukaryota; Metazoa; Chordata; Mammalia; Primates; Hominidae
Gene: DNMT1
Product: DNA methyltransferase 1
Exons: 41
Coding region: 55-4953 (1632 amino acids)
Biological process (GO): negative regulation of gene expression via chromosomal CpG island methylation; DNA methylation-dependent constitutive heterochromatin formation
Cellular component (GO): replication fork; chromosome; pericentric heterochromatin
Molecular function (GO): methyl-CpG binding; histone H3K14ub reader activity; histone H3K23ub reader activity
Source: RefSeq, marked reviewed
GCGAAAAGCCGGGGCGCCUGCGCUGCCGCCGCCGCGUCUGCUGAAGCCUCCGAGAUGCCGGCGCGUACCGCCCCAGCCCGGGUGCCCACACUGGCCGUCCCGGCCAUCUCGCUGCCCGACGAUGUCCGCAGGCGGCUCAAAGAUUUGGAAAGAGACAGCUUAACAGAAAAGGAAUGUGUGAAGGAGAAAUUGAAUCUCUUGCACGAAUUUCUGCAAACAGAAAUAAAGAAUCAGUUAUGUGACUUGGAAACCAAAUUACGUAAAGAAGAAUUAUCCGAGGAGGGCUACCUGGCUAAAGUCAAAUCCCUUUUAAAUAAAGAUUUGUCCUUGGAGAACGGUGCUCAUGCUUACAACCGGGAAGUGAAUGGACGUCUAGAAAACGGGAACCAAGCAAGAAGUGAAGCCCGUAGAGUGGGAAUGGCAGAUGCCAACAGCCCCCCCAAACCCCUUUCCAAACCUCGCACGCCCAGGAGGAGCAAGUCCGAUGGAGAGGCUAAGCGUUCAAGAGACCCUCCUGCCUCAGCCUCCCAAGUAACUGGGAUUAGAGCUGAACCUUCACCUAGCCCCAGGAUUACAAGGAAAAGCACCAGGCAAACCACCAUCACAUCUCAUUUUGCAAAGGGCCCUGCCAAACGGAAACCUCAGGAAGAGUCUGAAAGAGCCAAAUCGGAUGAGUCCAUCAAGGAAGAAGACAAAGACCAGGAUGAGAAGAGACGUAGAGUUACAUCCAGAGAACGAGUUGCUAGACCGCUUCCUGCAGAAGAACCUGAAAGAGCAAAAUCAGGAACGCGCACUGAAAAGGAAGAAGAAAGAGAUGAAAAAGAAGAAAAGAGACUCCGAAGUCAAACCAAAGAACCAACACCCAAACAGAAACUGAAGGAGGAGCCGGACAGAGAAGCCAGGGCAGGCGUGCAGGCUGACGAGGACGAAGAUGGAGACGAGAAAGAUGAGAAGAAGCACAGAAGUCAACCCAAAGAUCUAGCUGCCAAACGGAGGCCCGAAGAAAAAGAACCUGAAAAAGUAAAUCCACAGAUUUCUGAUGAAAAAGACGAGGAUGAAAAGGAGGAGAAGAGACGCAAAACGACCCCCAAAGAACCAACGGAGAAAAAAAUGGCUCGCGCCAAAACAGUCAUGAACUCCAAGACCCACCCUCCCAAGUGCAUUCAGUGCGGGCAGUACCUGGACGACCCUGACCUCAAAUAUGGGCAGCACCCACCAGACGCGGUGGAUGAGCCACAGAUGCUGACAAAUGAGAAGCUGUCCAUCUUUGAUGCCAACGAGUCUGGCUUUGAGAGUUAUGAGGCGCUUCCCCAGCACAAACUGACCUGCUUCAGUGUGUACUGUAAGCACGGUCACCUGUGUCCCAUCGACACCGGCCUCAUCGAGAAGAAUAUCGAACUCUUCUUUUCUGGUUCAGCAAAACCAAUCUAUGAUGAUGACCCAUCUCUUGAAGGUGGUGUUAAUGGCAAAAAUCUUGGCCCCAUAAAUGAAUGGUGGAUCACUGGCUUUGAUGGAGGUGAAAAGGCCCUCAUCGGCUUCAGCACCUCAUUUGCCGAAUACAUUCUGAUGGAUCCCAGUCCCGAGUAUGCGCCCAUAUUUGGGCUGAUGCAGGAGAAGAUCUACAUCAGCAAGAUUGUGGUGGAGUUCCUGCAGAGCAAUUCCGACUCGACCUAUGAGGACCUGAUCAACAAGAUCGAGACCACGGUUCCUCCUUCUGGCCUCAACUUGAACCGCUUCACAGAGGACUCCCUCCUGCGACACGCGCAGUUUGUGGUGGAGCAGGUGGAGAGUUAUGACGAGGCCGGGGACAGUGAUGAGCAGCCCAUCUUCCUGACACCCUGCAUGCGGGACCUGAUCAAGCUGGCUGGGGUCACGCUGGGACAGAGGCGAGCCCAGGCGAGGCGGCAGACCAUCAGGCAUUCUACCAGGGAGAAGGACAGGGGACCCACGAAAGCCACCACCACCAAGCUGGUCUACCAGAUCUUCGAUACUUUCUUCGCAGAGCAAAUUGAAAAGGAUGACAGAGAAGACAAGGAGAACGCCUUUAAGCGCCGGCGAUGUGGCGUCUGUGAGGUGUGUCAGCAGCCUGAGUGUGGGAAAUGUAAAGCCUGCAAGGACAUGGUUAAAUUUGGUGGCAGUGGACGGAGCAAGCAGGCUUGCCAAGAGCGGAGGUGUCCCAAUAUGGCCAUGAAGGAGGCAGAUGACGAUGAGGAAGUCGAUGAUAACAUCCCAGAGAUGCCGUCACCCAAAAAAAUGCACCAGGGGAAGAAGAAGAAACAGAACAAGAAUCGCAUCUCUUGGGUCGGAGAAGCCGUCAAGACUGAUGGGAAGAAGAGUUACUAUAAGAAGGUGUGCAUUGAUGCGGAAACCCUGGAAGUGGGGGACUGUGUCUCUGUUAUUCCAGAUGAUUCCUCAAAACCGCUGUAUCUAGCAAGGGUCACGGCGCUGUGGGAGGACAGCAGCAACGGGCAGAUGUUUCACGCCCACUGGUUCUGCGCUGGGACAGACACAGUCCUCGGGGCCACGUCGGACCCUCUGGAGCUGUUCUUGGUGGAUGAAUGUGAGGACAUGCAGCUUUCAUAUAUCCACAGCAAAGUGAAAGUCAUCUACAAAGCCCCCUCCGAAAACUGGGCCAUGGAGGGAGGCAUGGAUCCCGAGUCCCUGCUGGAGGGGGACGACGGGAAGACCUACUUCUACCAGCUGUGGUAUGAUCAAGACUACGCGAGAUUCGAGUCCCCUCCAAAAACCCAGCCAACAGAGGACAACAAGUUCAAAUUCUGUGUGAGCUGUGCCCGUCUGGCUGAGAUGAGGCAAAAAGAAAUCCCCAGGGUCCUGGAGCAGCUCGAGGACCUGGAUAGCCGGGUCCUCUACUACUCAGCCACCAAGAACGGCAUCCUGUACCGAGUUGGUGAUGGUGUGUACCUGCCCCCUGAGGCCUUCACGUUCAACAUCAAGCUGUCCAGUCCCGUGAAACGCCCACGGAAGGAGCCCGUGGAUGAGGACCUGUACCCAGAGCACUACCGGAAAUACUCCGACUACAUCAAAGGCAGCAACCUGGAUGCCCCUGAGCCCUACCGAAUUGGCCGGAUCAAAGAGAUCUUCUGUCCCAAGAAGAGCAACGGCAGGCCCAAUGAGACUGACAUCAAAAUCCGGGUCAACAAGUUCUACAGGCCUGAGAACACCCACAAGUCCACUCCAGCGAGCUACCACGCAGACAUCAACCUGCUCUACUGGAGCGACGAGGAGGCCGUGGUGGACUUCAAGGCUGUGCAGGGCCGCUGCACCGUGGAGUAUGGGGAGGACCUGCCCGAGUGCGUCCAGGUGUACUCCAUGGGCGGCCCCAACCGCUUCUACUUCCUCGAGGCCUAUAAUGCAAAGAGCAAAAGCUUUGAAGAUCCUCCCAACCAUGCCCGUAGCCCUGGAAACAAAGGGAAGGGCAAGGGAAAAGGGAAGGGCAAGCCCAAGUCCCAAGCCUGUGAGCCGAGCGAGCCAGAGAUAGAGAUCAAGCUGCCCAAGCUGCGGACCCUGGAUGUGUUUUCUGGCUGCGGGGGGUUGUCGGAGGGAUUCCACCAAGCAGGCAUCUCUGACACGCUGUGGGCCAUCGAGAUGUGGGACCCUGCGGCCCAGGCGUUCCGGCUGAACAACCCCGGCUCCACAGUGUUCACAGAGGACUGCAACAUCCUGCUGAAGCUGGUCAUGGCUGGGGAGACCACCAACUCCCGCGGCCAGCGGCUGCCCCAGAAGGGAGACGUGGAGAUGCUGUGCGGCGGGCCGCCCUGCCAGGGCUUCAGCGGCAUGAACCGCUUCAAUUCGCGCACCUACUCCAAGUUCAAAAACUCUCUGGUGGUUUCCUUCCUCAGCUACUGCGACUACUACCGGCCCCGGUUCUUCCUCCUGGAGAAUGUCAGGAACUUUGUCUCCUUCAAGCGCUCCAUGGUCCUGAAGCUCACCCUCCGCUGCCUGGUCCGCAUGGGCUAUCAGUGCACCUUCGGCGUGCUGCAGGCCGGUCAGUACGGCGUGGCCCAGACUAGGAGGCGGGCCAUCAUCCUGGCCGCGGCCCCUGGAGAGAAGCUCCCUCUGUUCCCGGAGCCACUGCACGUGUUUGCUCCCCGGGCCUGCCAGCUGAGCGUGGUGGUGGAUGACAAGAAGUUUGUGAGCAACAUAACCAGGUUGAGCUCGGGUCCUUUCCGGACCAUCACGGUGCGAGACACGAUGUCCGACCUGCCGGAGGUGCGGAAUGGAGCCUCGGCACUGGAGAUCUCCUACAACGGGGAGCCUCAGUCCUGGUUCCAGAGGCAGCUCCGGGGCGCACAGUACCAGCCCAUCCUCAGGGACCACAUCUGUAAGGACAUGAGUGCAUUGGUGGCUGCCCGCAUGCGGCACAUCCCCUUGGCCCCAGGGUCAGACUGGCGCGAUCUGCCCAACAUCGAGGUGCGGCUCUCAGACGGCACCAUGGCCAGGAAGCUGCGGUAUACCCACCAUGACAGGAAGAACGGCCGCAGCAGCUCUGGGGCCCUCCGUGGGGUCUGCUCCUGCGUGGAAGCCGGCAAAGCCUGCGACCCCGCAGCCAGGCAGUUCAACACCCUCAUCCCCUGGUGCCUGCCCCACACCGGGAACCGGCACAACCACUGGGCUGGCCUCUAUGGAAGGCUCGAGUGGGACGGCUUCUUCAGCACAACCGUCACCAACCCCGAGCCCAUGGGCAAGCAGGGCCGCGUGCUCCACCCAGAGCAGCACCGUGUGGUGAGCGUGCGGGAGUGUGCCCGCUCCCAGGGCUUCCCUGACACCUACCGGCUCUUCGGCAACAUCCUGGACAAGCACCGGCAGGUGGGCAAUGCCGUGCCACCGCCCCUGGCCAAAGCCAUUGGCUUGGAGAUCAAGCUUUGUAUGUUGGCCAAAGCCCGAGAGAGUGCCUCAGCUAAAAUAAAGGAGGAGGAAGCUGCUAAGGACUAGUUCUGCCCUCCCGUCACCCCUGUUUCUGGCACCAGGAAUCCCCAACAUGCACUGAUGUUGUGUUUUUAACAUGUCAAUCUGUCCGUUCACAUGUGUGGUACAUGGUGUUUGUGGCCUUGGCUGACAUGAAGCUGUUGUGUGAGGUUCGCUUAUCAACUAAUGAUUUAGUGAUCAAAUUGUGCAGUACUUUGUGCAUUCUGGAUUUUAAAAGUUUUUUAUUAUGCAUUAUAUCAAAUCUACCACUGUAUGAGUGGAAAUUAAGACUUUAUGUAGUUUUUAUAUGUUGUAAUAUUUCUUCAAAUAAAUCUCUCCUAUAAACCA